AUGAACCCGAAGAAAUGUGCUUUUGGUGUUACCGCCGGGAAUUUCCUCGGUUUCUUGGUUCACCAACGAGGGAUCGAGGUAGAUAAAAAUAAGGCUACGGCCAUUAUGGCGGCCCCUCCGCCGAGGACUAAGAAGGAGCUCCAGUCCUUCCUCGGUAAGGUGAACUUUUUACGGCGUUUCAUAUCCAAUCUGGCAGGGAAAAUACGGCCGUUGUCUCCCUUGCUCAAACUGAAAGACACGGAACGGUUCGUAUGGGGGACAGAGCAUCAGGUGGCCCUCGACGACAUCAAGAAAUAUUUAUCCCAACCGCCGGUCCUUAUGCCGCCAAAAAGAGGGAAACCAUUGAGGCUUUACAUUUUGGCUUCAGAGGGCUCUAUCGGCUGUCUGCUGGCUCAGAACAACGAGUCUGGGCGCGAACAAGCGGUGCACUAUCUAAGCCGCACCCUCAACACAGCCGAAUUAAACUAUUCACCGAUCGAGAAAUUAUGCCUAGCGCUUUAUUUCGCGGCCACCGAGUUGCGGCAUUACAUGCUUCCUUCGGUCGUUCAAAUCAUCUCCAGGACUGAUCUCAUCAAAUAUAUGCUUACUCGGCCGAUCAUACGCGGCCGAAUUGGGAAGUGGACGAUGGCAUUGUCCGAAUUUACCUUUCAAUACGUAGCUCAGAAAUCGGUCAAGGGUCAGGCACUGGCCGAUUUCCUAGCUCAUUACCCGGCCCAAGGACAAGAAGAGGAGUUGGAGGUCGAGAUCGGUAUGGCCCGCAUGGAAAAGAAUUAUUGGACCAUGUACUUCGACGACUCCAGCACCGAGGCUGAGUACGAAGCGCACAUCAUCGGUCUCGAGAUUUUGAAAGAAAUGAAGGCAACCCGUGUUUUGGUCUACGGCGACUCUCAGCUGGUGGUUAACCAACUGACUGGGGAAUACCAAUGCACGAGCGAGAACUUAGCCAUGUAUUAUGUAACGGCCCUCAACACGGCCGAUAGUUUUUCUAGAAUUUCCUUUGUUCAUAUACCGCGCGCCGAGAACGGCGAGGCCAAUGAGAUGGCCCAGGUAGCAUCAGGCGUAAACAUCCCGAACACCGACCCCGAUCGCGUGAUAAGGAUCGAGAGGCGUACCUUGCCAGCUUUGGCCGAACGAGGAAUGACAGCGCAAAACGAGCUGUAUCGAAAAGGAUCAGAUGGUUUAUUACUCCUAUGUCCCAGAGCCGAGGAUAUCAAGGUCAUCAUGACUGAAUCCCACGAGGGGAUUUGUGGUGCUCACCAGUCCUUAUUACUCCUAUGUCCCAGCGCCGAGGAUAUCAAGGUCAUCAUGACUGAAUCCCACGAGGGGAUUUGUGGUGCUCACCAGUCCGGGGUUAAGAUGAGGUGGUUGGUUCGGAGGCACGGCUAUUACUGGCCGACCAUUUUGAAAGAUUGCAUAGAAUAUGCAAAGGGAUGCAUCAAGUGUCAAAUCUACGGCCCCAUACAAAGGGUACCGGCCGAAGCCUUCCACCCGGUUAUCCAGAGAAGCCGUACACCAUCCAGCAGCAGUGCCGAGGCAAGUAACAAAGUAAUCAAGGGCAUCCUUGAGAAGAUGAUCGAGGAAAAACCUAGGGCGUGGCACGACUUGCUCCCCGAAGCUCUUUGGGCUUACCGAACCUCAAAGCGGUCGGCCACGAGUACAUCUCCUUACACCUUAACCUACGGUCACGAUGCCAUCGUUCCAAUGGAGUUAAAGGUUCGGUCUCUCCAUGUGGCCAAGCAGCGUGAACAAGAAAAGGGGGAUUAUGCACAAGCCAUGGCUCAGGAGUUGGAAGAUUUGGAGCAAUCUAGACUCGACGCUUAUAACCUCAUGCAGGCACAGAAGUAG
Messenger RNA from Prunus avium (sweet cherry), 1845 nucleotides. NCBI's taxonomy places the organism in Eukaryota, Viridiplantae, Streptophyta, Magnoliopsida, Rosales, Rosaceae. The record is from RefSeq and is a predicted model, not a curated record.